UUCAAGAGGAAGAAGAAAAGAGAAACUUGAAGCUAGAGAGAGAGAGCUCGAUUUUGGGGGAGAAAAAGAGCCCAAAAUGUCAUCAAACAGCCCCAAAGUUUUAGCCGCGCUAGGAGAGCUUCCGAGGCAAGUUUUGGAGAGUUUCGGUAAAGAAAAACAAGUUGGACGCAUAAGCGUAGCUAGUAAGGCGCGGCACAGGUACACCCAGAUGAAUAGAAGUUAUUAUAGAAGAUGUUCCAGCGGGGUUAGCAACUCCACUUGUUCCUGGGGUGCUGCCGAGUCAGAUUAUAAGCGCUAUGAUAUUUUAUUCGAAGUUAGAGACUUUGCAGACAGAGUUGUGGGUAUAGAGUGUCAGCUUUGUAAGCUGCGUCACCAGCCGAUAGGUUAUUAUGAAGUAUGUCACAGUUGUAUCGGCUGAUGGAUUUUUGGAAAGCAGGAUUCGAGAAGCUUAGUUAUGUUUUUUCAUUUCUUAUUUAUGUAAAAUUCUAAAGAGAUUGAGAAUGUAAUAUGAGUUAGCGGGUUCGCUCGGCUCCGAGCACGGGGUCGAGUGCCUAUCACACCCUAUUUAUAUCGGGGUGUGAUAAUUUCACGCUAGCCUUUUCAGUUUUCUUCACAUGCAUUGCACAACUAAUACUACAAAGCAAUAGACAUGCAUACAUACAAAAUUUUGAAUCAUA
Solanum dulcamara is the source of this 677-nucleotide messenger RNA. RefSeq lists its product as uncharacterized. The transcript is spliced from 4 exons. Lineage: Eukaryota; Viridiplantae; Streptophyta; Magnoliopsida; Solanales; Solanaceae. The record is from RefSeq and is a predicted model, not a curated record. Bases 77 to 418 code for a protein of 113 amino acids.